CCAUUUACCCGUAUAAAUAUCGACAUCCAAGCUAGUCUAGCACCCCAGCAAGCUUAUCGGCAAUGACGGAACCGGUGAAGCUCAUCGGCGCCUUCGGCAGCCCGUUCGUCCACCGCGCCGAGGUCGCCCUGCGCCUCAAGGGCGUCCCAUUCGAGCUCAUCCUUGAAGACCUCAACAACAAGAGCGAGCUGCUUCUGAAGCACAACCCCAUCCACAAGACGGUGCCGGUGCUCCUCCACGGUGACCGGCCGGCCGUCUUAGAGUCCCUCCUCAUCGUCGAGUAUGUGGAUGAGGCCUUCGACGGCCCGCCGCUCCUCCCCGUCGACCCCUACGAGAGGGCCAUGGCUCGCUUCUGGGCCCAAUUCAUCGAGCAAAAGUGCUCGAGGCCGUUCUGGAUGGCGGUGUGGCUGGACGACGGGGAGGCGCGGGAGGGGUUCGUGAGGGACACCAAGGAGAAUCUGGUGCUGCUAGAGGCACGGCUGCAGGGAAAGCGGUUCUUCGCCGGAGACGCCGUUGGGUACCUGGACCUGGCGGCCUGCGGGCUGGCGCACCUGCUGGGAGUGAUCGAGGAGGUGGCUGGGGCGAGCCUUGUGGUCGUGGGCGAGUUCCCCGCUCUGCGCCGGUGGGCGGAGGACUACACCUCCGACGCGACCGUCGCGGCGUGCCUACCGUCGAGGGAGCAGCUCGCCGCACACUUCGCCGGGAAGAAGGACCGAAUCAAGCUCGCCAUCAACGCGAUGGUGGGGCGGGCGUAGUUGUCAGUUUCGGGCAUCGAUCAAUACAGCAAGCGUCCGCAAAAUAUUCAGAUUAUGUACUGUAUGAUUUAUCUGUUACGUGUGUGUUGCCUAUGGUGCAUACAAAAAUAAAAAUACUAUUAGUAUUUGUUGUUACGAAAUUUAUGGCAAAGUAAUGCCAAAGUACGAAAUUUGCUAAAACUCUGGCGCCUGAA
Molecule: messenger RNA, 949 nt
Organism: Triticum dicoccoides
Lineage: Eukaryota; Viridiplantae; Streptophyta; Magnoliopsida; Poales; Poaceae
Product: glutathione transferase GST 23-like
Exons: 2
Coding region: 63-755 (230 amino acids)
Biological process (GO): glutathione metabolic process
Cellular component (GO): cytoplasm
Molecular function (GO): glutathione transferase activity
Source: RefSeq, a predicted model, not a curated record